AUGGGCCCAGAGAGGAGAAGAGCUGCUCUCAUACUGAAUGCAACCUUUGUUCGCCCUGCAGCUUUUUACAUUAACGGGUUUUCAGACCUUCCUCAUGCUGAGUAUUACUACGGCUUCCUGUGCUUCGUCUACAUUCUGACGGUUCUAGGGAAUAGUUUGGUUCUUGCUGUGAUUUACCUGGUGAAGACGCUUCACACGCCUAAAUACAUGAUUGUGUUCAGCCUGGCUUUAACAGAUCUGUGUGGCAGCACUGCUCUCAUCCCUAAAGUCCUGGACACGUUCUUGUUUGACAGGAGAUACAUUGUCUAUGAGGCUUGUUUGAGUUACAUGUUCUUUGUGUGGUUCUUUACAAGUGUCCAGUCGUGGACACUCGUCGUUAUGGCUUUUGACAGGUUUGUAGCCAUUUGCUUUCCUUUACGCUAUCAUCGUAUUGUGACUAAGCCAGUGAUUGCUGCAAUGCUGCUGUUUUCAUGGGUGGCUAUGGUGAGUGUCUUUGCGCUGGCCAUUGGGUUUCUGAACCGACUCUCGUUCUGUGGCUCUUUAGUGGUGCAGAGUUUCUUCUGUGAUCAUGGUCCCAUAUUUCGUCUGGCCUGUAAUGAUAAUUCGUUCAAUAGCAAAAUGGUGUAUGUUGUAAUAGUCCUGGUCAUCUGCCUUCCUUUAAUGCUGGUAGUGCUAACGUAUGUCUGCAUUUCUGUGGCUCUGAGCAGGAUCGCGUCAGGGCCAGAACGACUCAAAGCCUUUAAAACGUGUGUUUCUCACCUGAUCCUUGUUGCUAUUUUCUUCCUACCGCUGCUGGGCACAAACGUAGCUGUGCUGACGUCCACCCUUCACCCCAACGCCCGGAUAGUUAACUCCACUUUGACACACACCUUACCAGCUCUGCUGAACCCCAUCAUCUACUCCUUAAAAACAGAAGAGGUGCUCAGAUCAAUGAGAAGACUUUGCAAGAACAGGGUGAGAAAUGUAACCCUCUGCAAAAGGUUUUAACCCCUGCA
Messenger RNA from Betta splendens (Siamese fighting fish), 995 nucleotides. RefSeq names its product olfactory receptor 1-like. Gene Ontology annotation, biological process: G protein-coupled receptor signaling pathway. Gene Ontology annotation, molecular function: G protein-coupled receptor activity; olfactory receptor activity. Gene Ontology annotation, cellular component: membrane. Bases 1 to 987 code for a protein of 328 amino acids. The transcript has a single exon. Lineage: Eukaryota; Metazoa; Chordata; Actinopteri; Anabantiformes; Osphronemidae. The record is from RefSeq and is a predicted model, not a curated record.